CAUACUGGGCUGUCUGUGGUCCUAACACUAUAAAAGUGAGGACACAACUGCUGGAGAUCCACAUCAGUGCUGAACUUCACUGUCUGCACAAUGAAGAUCUUCAUACUCUUGGCUCUGGUUGGUGUCAGUGUCUGUAAUGAUUAUGGCGGAAACUAUCAACCACCAAUAAUGUGUGGGCCUGGUGGAUAUGGCUCAUCAGGUCAGGGUGGUGGAUCUUGGCAAUCAGGUAAUGGUGGUGGACGUUUCUCAGGUCACAGCCAAGAAUUAUCAGUCCAUGGUGGUGGAGGUUCCGCAGAUCACAGCGGAGAAUUAUCAGUCCAUGGUGGUGGAGGUUCCCCAGAUCACAGCGGAGAAUUAUCAGGCCAUGGUGGAGGUUCCUCAGGUCACAGCGGAGAAUUAUCAGGCCAUGGUGGUGGAGGUUCUUGGUCUUCAUGGUCAUCUUGGUCAUCAUCUUCCUCCUCAUCAUCAUCUUUCCAGUGUGAUUCAAAAUACAAAAAUGACUUUGCCAAUGAUGACAAGUGCCUGAAACAUGCGUUGGAGAACGUCGAUAAUCUUGGAAAAGUUGGCCAAAAGAUCAUCUGUAAAGUUAAAGAACAUAAGGAAAAUAUGACAAAGGAAUAUUUCAAUGAAUUGAAGGAUGAAUUAGGAAACUUUGUGGGAUGCACAGGCUGUGGUGUCGGUCAUGUCAUUGGUUUACAAAAACCAUUGGGAGAGCUGGGAUUUGGAGUCGGUACUACUGGGUCAGAAUUAGUCGAAGCCGUUGAAAAACUUGCGGAUAACUUGGGUCUGGUUAAACCUGUUCUUAACAUUCUCUGCCCCAUGCUCGGUCCACUAUUUGCCUCAGAAUGUGUAAAGAAGCUCAUCGGCAACGACGUUUCAGCUGUGACCGAAAAUGUGAAGAACUUAUUAUGCAAGAAAGAAGAAGAUCUGGAUGUUAAACUGACUAUAGGAUUACUGAAAAAUGUCGGCUGUCUGCUGGAUGACGGGCUGGGAACUGACGAUACAUUGGAAGAUCUGACCGAAGAUGUUGGUGAAGCUGUUGCUCCAGCAGUGAAGGGCGUUGUGAGGACUAUGAAGGAUAACCACCUUACUGGUAGCGUUGUGAAUGUAUUAUGCCCAGUGGGAAAACUUGUGGAUGAUAUAGUGAAUGGCGGUGAUAGUAGUCCUCUUGAUCUUGGUGGUCUUCUUGGAGGAGGUGAUGAUGAUGAUGAUGGAGGUCUUCUUGAUAAUCUUCUUGGAGGAGGCGGUAAUGGUGGUGGUCUUCUUGGAGGAGGCGGUAAUGGUGGUGGUCUUCUUGGUAGUAUUGGUCGCAGGCGCUAGGUCGGGCAAACAAACCUUCACAUAGUUUUGGAACUCAGGAUCCCAACACCGAUGAGUCCGACACCGAAGAAAUGGAUCACAUGACGAUUUUCUGAAAAUUCUCUCAAUCGUCUCUUUACAGAUUUCUCUAAUUCUUUAUCGUUGAUUGUUACCAAAUUUUCUCUCUUCUAAUCAAAUCUUAUAUCAGAAAAUUAAUUUUCUUCUAAUCAAACUUUAAAUCAAUAAAUUUCCUGC
This is a messenger RNA of Hyla sarda, 1554 nucleotides long. RefSeq lists its product as uncharacterized. The coding region runs from base 91 to 1320 and encodes 409 amino acids. Lineage: Eukaryota; Metazoa; Chordata; Amphibia; Anura; Hylidae. The transcript has 15 exons. The record is from RefSeq and is a predicted model, not a curated record.